ACCACCUGAAACACAAAAGCAUAUGGUUCUUUUAAGAUGUACAUGAACCUAAACAGGAGAAAACAACCAAUAAGUAAAGGCAAGUCAAUUUGAGGGAAGAAAAAAAAGACAAAACAAGAGCCAAGUUGAGAGUUGAAAAAAUUUUGUGUAACAGCACAUUAGGAAACAAUUCAAUCCUUAUAGUUAUCAAAUACAAAAAUAAUAGGCAAGCUUGAUCAUGGUAGAUAUUGAUUAAGGAAUAUUUUGUAUGAACAGUUCUUUCAAAAUGUAGAGGAGAAAAUGAAAGAACUCGUUUAAGAUGAUCUGGGCAUUUGUAAAAACGGGGUAUUAAUGAACCGAUAAGGAAAAUCGAAAGUUGAAACUCAGGGGACUUGACAAGAAGGCGGAAUUAUCGAAGAUGACCUAGAGGGCUGGAGUGGAAAAAGAUAUUAUGUUGAGAUGGUUCAUGUAGCGGACCCCAAUCAUUUGGGAUUAGGGUUUAGCAUUGUUAUUGACAAAAUCUAAAUUAAUUUGUGUAAAAUACAGAGUAUAAUAAGAGUAUCAAUAAAAGGUAUUGUGUGCUGGUGGUCCUGCAUUUCUGAUUGAUCAGAACAUAAUACUGCUAUACACUCAAAUUCAGACAUUUUAACAGUGAAAAGGCACGUAUAUAAUCUUAUUCUCUACAUAUGUUGGUGGGUACAGCAUAAAGCCUCUUUAUAGUAAUUAUGUACCCUCUCCCUUUCUUCAGUAGUGAUUAGUACAGGAAGAACCUUCUUUUUCCAUCAAGUCUCAUUACUGCUGCAUCCAAUUAUCUCCUCAAUCAUGCUAGCUAUAUACAUACUCUCUUCUUUGCUCCUUUACCUGCAACCACCAUAUUAGACAAAUUUCUCUCCUUCCCCCUUCAAAUUUCUCCCACCAGGGACAGCCAUGGCUUGUGAAUCCUUCUACGUACCUUCUUUCAUAUUAAUACUUUCACUUCUUAACUCUCUUCAAGCCACUGAUAGUUUUAAUCCGUCUCAAUAUUUCGCCCUUAUGAAAAACACUCUCUCGGGUGAUGCCUUGUCUACCUGGGAUUCCCAGGGAGAGAAUUCAUUUUGCAACUACACGGGAAUCACCUGCAAUAUCCAAGGCCAAGUCACAAAGCUUAACAUCUCAGGCUGGUCAUUGAAAGGCUCACUUCCACCAUAUGUGUGCUCUUACCUGACCGAGCUGCGUGUACUUGACAUUAGCAACAACUUGUUUCAGGGAAAGUUUCCCGAUGGCAUCAUCAAUUGCUCUCUUUUGGAAGUGUUGAACUUGAGUUCCUUGUAUCUCAGUGGCAAACUGCCGAAUUUCUCCCGCAUGAAAUCCCUCCGUUCACUUGACUUAUCAUACAAUUUAUUUGAUGGAGAUUUCCCCAUGUCCAUCAUGAACCUCACCAAUCUGGAGGCAAUCAACUUUAAUGAGAACAGCAAUCUGAAACGCUGGGAACUUCCGGAGAAUAUCACACAGCUGAAAAGACUUAAGUCGUUGAUCUUGUCAACGAGCAUGGUUCAAGGUCAAAUUUUACCAUCUAUAGGAAACAUGACAUCUCUUGCUGAUCUUGAACUGAGUGGAAACUAUCUCCGUGGUCAGAUUCCUCCCGAGCUAGGAAACCUGAAGAAUCUGAAGUCCCUCAUGCUCUAUUAUAAUGAGCUCACAGGUUCCAUACCAGACGAGUUGGGUAAUCUAACAGACCUUACGGAUAUGGAUAUGUCGGUGAACAAAUUGACAGGAAGUAUACCGGAUUCACUAUGCCGCCUUCCCAAACUCAAGGGUUUGCAGCUUUACAAUAACAGCCUCACAGGAGAACUUCCAUCUGCCUUGGGGAACUCGACUACUUUAAGCUUCAUAUCAAUCUACGACAACUUUCUUACAGGUCAAGUUCCCAAAACUCUCGGGAAGUUUUCACCUAUGGUUCUAUUAGAUCUGUCGGAGAAUCAUUUAUCGGGUACAUUGCCCCCAGAAAUCUGCAACGGAGGUAAACUUGUGUACUUUCUCGUAUUAUCUAAUAUGCUUACAGGAGAAAUACCUGAAAAUUAUGCACAGUGCACAUCACUUGUACGUUUUCGUGUCAGCAACAACCACUUACAAGGGUCGAUACCACAAGGACUUUUUGGUCUCCCCCAUGUAUCAAUAAUUGAUUUAGCGGUUAACCAACUGACGGGUCCUAUAGCCCCAUCAAUAGGGAAUGCCAAAAACCUAUCAGAGUUCUUUGCUGAGAACAACAGAUUAUCUGGGACUUUACCCCUGAAGAUCUCUGGAGCAGUCAGUUUAGUAAAAAUUGAUCUUAGCAAUAAUCUUCUGUUUGGCCCUAUUCCUAAAGAAAUUGGUGACCUCAAAAAGCUAAAUCUCUUGUUGUUACGUGGCAACAAGCUCAAUUCUUCCAUUCCCGAUUCACUAGUUAAACUGAAAUCCCUAAAUCUCCUUGAUUUGUCAAACAACCAACUCACAGGAAAUCUCCCCGAGAGUCUAUCUGAAUUGAUCCCCAACUCUGUUAACUUCUCAUAUAAUCAUCUUUAUGGUCCAAUUCCUUCUUCCCUAAUUGAAGACGGUCUAGAAGAAAGCUUUGUAGGUAAUCCAGGGCUGUGUGUAACAGCAUACACUAAGUCAUCAUUUAGAAACUUUCCACAAUGUGCGCAAACAGACAAUCAGAAGAAACUGAACCUGAUGUGGUUAACAGUGGCUUUGAUAAUUCUUUUCGUACUUGGAACUAUCUGGGUAUUUAAGCGAAGGUUAAGCAAAGGCCAAUCGUUGAUAGGACAUGACGAGACCAUGUCAUCAUCUUUCUGCUCAUAUGAUGUUAAAAGCUUCCAUCGAAUAAGUUUCAAUCAGUGUGAGAUCUUAGAAGCCAUGGUUGACAAAAACAUACUUGGUCAUGGAGGAUCCGGAACAGUCUAUAGGAUGGGCCUAAGCAAUGGGGAGAUUGUUGCAGUGAAGAAGCUAUGGAGUCGGAAAACAAAGGACAAUGUCUCGGACGACCAACUCUUCGUAGACAAGGAACUUGAGACAGAAGUUCAGACACUAGGAAACAUAAGACACAAAAACAUCGUAAAACUGUACAGCUACCUGUCAAAUUUCGAUAGUAGCUUGCUGGUUUAUGAGUAUAUGCCUAAUGGAAAUCUCUGGGAUGCCUUACACAAAGGAAAGAUCUUAUUGGAUUGGCCAACCCGCCAUCAAAUUGCCUUAGGGGUUGCCCAGGGCUUAGCUUACCUGCAUCAUGAUCUACUGCGACCGAUUGUGCACAGAGACAUCAAGUCAUCCAAUAUCCUCCUCGAUGUUGAUUUCCAACCCAAAGUUGCAGACUUUGGUGUGGCCAAGGUUCUGCAAGCCAAGGGUGGGAAAGAUUCUAGCAAUACAAUUAUUGCAGGCACAUAUGGCUACAUGGAUCCUGACUAUGCAACUACAUCCAAGGCAACAACUAAGUGUGACGUCUACAGUUAUGGGGUAGUGUUGAUGGAACUUGUUACAGGGAAGAAGCCGGUGGAGGCAGAGUUCGGUGAGAAUAAGAACAUAAUAAAUUGGGUUUCCACCAAUAUCGAAACCAAGGAAGGAGCAAUGGAAAUCUUGGACAAACAAAUCUCGGGUAUGUACAGGGAAGAUAUGAUUCAAGUGAUCCGCCUAGCCAUUCGAUGUACAGCUAGAACCCCUACUCCACGCCCAACAAUGAGUGAAAUUGUGCAGUUUCUAAGCGAGAUAGACCCGUGCAGAUUCGAUUCUAGAAAGUCGACAAAAGACACAAUGAAUCCCACAAAAAUAAAUAAAACUUGUCAACUAUGACCACACAGUAAAUAGAAAACAUCUAAAGCAAAGCUAUUGAGCAUCUGUACAAAAAGCAUCAUCUAGGAGACUCUUCAUAAGGAAAUUAGGCCUCUUUUGUUUCUUUUAUUGAAAAAGUAGUAGGUAGAUUCUAUCGUUUCUUUUUUUUCUCCCCCCACCUUCCGUCUGAGCCCUCUUGUAAGAUAUGAGGAAUGUAAUCAAUAUAACUGCUUUCUAGCAAAGCAAGCAUCUACAUUGCACAAACCAUAAAGAAAAAUAAUUUUUUAGCUUUUAGUUUUCUGUUUUUUCCCCUCUUUUUAUCUCUUCUUUAUCUUAUGAGUGUGACAAAAGGAGAAAAGGAAGCUUUCUGGAAAGGAAAAAAAAAUUCAAAGUGGGUUGUUAAAUAUAAACAUAAAAAAACAAAUGGCAUGGUGGAGGGUCCAAUUUAGCCAUCAGUUAUCUAGUAUAUGUAAAAUAGAGAGUAAAACAAAGAAAGAUGAUUGAUUGAGGAGCAACUUUGUCUCAGGCUGAAGGAUAAAGCACAAACUGCAUUAGAAAGGAAUUCAUUAUGCUGUUUUAUUUAAUAUUAUAUACACUGAAAUUUGAUACAUGUGUUGGAAAUUGAAAUAAAGAAAGUAACAGACUCAAUGAACCACAGAUAGUGAGGGCGUGUGGCCAUGAUACCCCAACUCUUCAACUGAGCUCACUUAUUCAGCAAUACUUCUGUUUUUGGGUAAAAUAUGGUAAUACUUCCGUUAUAUAAUCACUUGGUCAGAUUCUUGCAUUGUUUAAACAAAUCAUUAUAGAUUUAUAGUCAAAAGAUCUACAUUUCUCACAACCUCAAGCACCUUUUACUGCCUUUUGUAGAUAUAAACUCGCAGAAAAACAACAUACUUCUACUAGAACCAAAACAUAACAAUUUCCUUCUAGUUUCUAUUCCAUUAUUCGUUAAUUUGUACAUGAAACAACCCAGAACCAAAUAGAACUUCAUCAAAGGUUUUAUAAAUUGGGCAUUACAUCCCAACUGUACUACCAAUGGUGAAUCUAUGAUAUUAGUAUAGGUUGGGUGAAUAGUCACUUUUGCUUGUGUGUUGUCAGUUAUCAUUAUCGUGUUUUAUAU
Messenger RNA from Amaranthus tricolor (Joseph's coat), 4876 nucleotides. Its product is annotated as receptor protein-tyrosine kinase CEPR1. NCBI's taxonomy places the organism in Eukaryota, Viridiplantae, Streptophyta, Magnoliopsida, Caryophyllales, Amaranthaceae. Gene Ontology annotation, cellular component: plasma membrane. The transcript has 2 exons. Gene Ontology annotation, molecular function: protein kinase activity; protein binding; ATP binding. The record is from RefSeq and is a predicted model, not a curated record. Bases 907 to 3777 code for a protein of 956 amino acids. Gene Ontology annotation, biological process: hormone-mediated signaling pathway; protein phosphorylation.